This is a messenger RNA of Drosophila grimshawi, 3763 nucleotides long. It is a transcript of the gene mip130, whose product is annotated as protein lin-9 homolog. Gene Ontology annotation, biological process: DNA-templated transcription; regulation of cell cycle; regulation of transcription by RNA polymerase II. Bases 110 to 2989 code for a protein of 959 amino acids. Gene Ontology annotation, molecular function: DNA binding. The transcript is spliced from 2 exons. The record is from RefSeq and is a predicted model, not a curated record. Gene Ontology annotation, cellular component: nucleoplasm; transcription repressor complex. NCBI's taxonomy places the organism in Eukaryota, Metazoa, Arthropoda, Insecta, Diptera, Drosophilidae.
AAAAGAGUGUGUUUCAAGAACAUUUUGUUGUAAAUUCAUAAUAAAGUGCACCCAAAGCUAAAAGCAAAUACAUUAAAUCAAUUUUCGACGCAAAUACUUGUUGGCGAAGAUGCCCGAAACGGAGAAAAAAAGCAUUGGCAAUCGUGGCAGGCCGAGAAAGUCGGUUGCCGCAUUGCGCAAAAUUGCCCGCGAAUCCAAUGCUGAUAACGAAAUCUUGGAGAGCCGUACCAGAGCGCAGCCAAUUGGCGAUAAGCAGAGCGUCGGUGUGAAAAAGAACGUGCAGGACCAGGAUGAGGAUGAGGCCGUUGGUAAAUUGAUGGAGCAUGUGCUGGAUGAUAAUGACAAAAAUUAUAACGAGGGGGAGGUGGACGACGACGAGGAGGAGGAGCCGGACAGCAAUGAGGCAAGCGAACCCGAGGAGCAAGUGGAACCGCCUGCCUUCAGUCUGGCCACGCUCGGAUUACAGCGAGUGGGCAGCGCCCCGCCACCAAAACCCAAGAGCCAAAAGCCUCAAAUGCUAUUACUAAACGCUCGUGGUAUGCCCGCCCGUAUACGCAAACGUAAUCCCCUGUUCUACGACGAGAACAUCAUUAAUGAUGACAAGCCACUGCGCGUGAGCCUUACGUCCAAGAAGCCAAUGACGCGCGGCUAUAACGACAGUCCCGGCAAGAUGCAAACGACACUCUCGAAGGUGAUAAAGAAGCGCAAGGGUGUCGUCUCUCGCUAUAUGCGCUCCAAUGAUGGCAACGGUGCGUCCACCUCCCAAUCCACUAGUGGUGUAGAUUUGGAGCUGUCCUCCGGCAAGACGAAAAAACUGCCACCCAUGUCCGCAUCGGCAUCCAAGGCUCAACAGCAGCAGCAGCAGGCUCAACUGCGAGCGGCGGGCCGUGGCACCAUGAGUGGCACUAAGAGGAAUACUGCUGGCGCUGCCGCUGCCGCUGCCGAGGAUGUGGCCAGAAAGGCCGAGGCAAAUGCGGUGGCCAACAAACGAUUGGGCCUCUCGAUUGGACAGCGUUUGCGCAAUCUUCUGAAGCUACCCAAAGCACACAAGUGGGCCAUUGCCGAGUGGUUCUACUCGUACAUUGAUAAGCCGCUCUUCGACUGCAAAUAUGAGUUCAUGAAUCAUGUCAGUAAGCUGGCGCCGCGUCUGGCCACCCGCAACUUGAAUCGCCACGAAUGGGCGGUCAUUAGGCGACGCAUGGGUCGGCCCAGACGCUGUUCGGCCGCCUUCUUUGACGAGGAGCGACGUGAGCUGGAGCGCAAGCGUCAGUUGAUGCGCACGCUGCAGUCACGUAAGCCUGGUGAAUUUAAGGAUUCACUGCUGCUCUCGGAUAUGCCCGAUAAGAUACCGAUGCCGCUGCCCUUGGGCACCAAGGUGACGGCACGAUUGCGUAAGCCGCAGGACGCCAUCUUUGCGGGCACCGUCGCCGCCUACGAUUCAAUGAAUUCCGAAUAUCGUGUGACCUUUGAGCGUCCCGGCCUAAGCACACAGUCCAUACCGGACUAUGAGAUUGUGUCGGAGAAUUUUCAUGAGAUGCUGCCACUACAUAGCUUCACCAAAGACUAUCGUCCAAAUUUGAUAACCAUCUAUCAGACGAGUAAUAGUGGCUAUACAACAAACCUGGGUUUUACCACCAAUUUGUCGAGCGGCUUCCUGGGCAAACGCUAUCCACUGGCCGCCACUGCUGCUGGCAAUCUGAAUAGUAAUCAAUCAAUGAUAACGCCACAGAAGCAUCUGGCUAACAACAAUGCGGCCGCCCGCAAUGCGCUCAGCAUGAAGCUAAACAAGAGUGAUCCGCUGCUGGGACAGGAUGCCAUCGGUGAGAGUCCAAUACGUCAACAGCUGGUGCGUCAUCUUGGCUAUUCGACGAAGUUGCUCGAGCAUCUGGUGUUACUGCAAAAAUAUAUUGCAUUGAAGGAGUCACGAAUUGAGCGAUUGGCCGAAAUGAAUAGCUCGGCCGAGCUGACCGCUGCCGGAGGGGGGACCAAUGAACACAAUCGACGACAGGUGCGGGAUAAUUUUCAACGACGCUAUGCCUCCAACAUUAUAUGGAUCGAGCGGAUCAAUAUGGAGCUCAUGUAUUUGCUGACCAAGGUGCAGGAACUAUCGGGUAGUCUCACCCGUAAUCCCAAUAUACAGGCCAUGAUAUCGCCGACGCUGUUGCGCGAAGAGUGUCGCGCCAGGGCCAGCCGGACGGUCGAUAAGAUGAACAAUGGCCUUAUCAAAAGCGAGAGCAUGGUGAAUCUACUGAAGAAUCUAACCACGUUGCUGAUUGUCACACAGAAUCUGGACAGCGAUUGGGAGGCGAACGAAGUGAAUAAAGUGCUCGAAGGUUGCAUGGAGGAGGUGCGCAGCAAUCUUAUCUGUGCCGAAAAUGUUGAAGUCUUUCAGAAGUGCGUGCAACUGCCCAUCGAGCAGAUUGCCGUUGUCAUCAAUCGGAAUAUGAAGGAGCGCACCCUUAACAGCAGCCAGGACAAGUCCGCCUCGCAACCAAAGACACCCAAGUCCGAUGCGGCUGAAACUGCCAGCAUAAAAUCAACAACAAUCACAGCCAAAUCAUUGGACAAGUAUAAAAAACAACAAAAGAAAACCAACAAUGCAAAAGAGAAAUCCAAAUUGCUUGUUGAGUCCGAUGUGGAGCCCAUGGAUGUGGACAGUGAACCGGAUGACGAUGCCAAAACCGAACAACAAAAAAAGCACACUGACGACGAUGAUGAAGAUGUUGAUGCAGAUGCCGAAGCCGAAGCGGAAGCCGAUGCUGAUGCCGAUGCCGAGGAUUCAGAUGCUCGGGAAAAACACGAAGAUGAAGCAAUAGUUGGUAAAGUAUAUGCCAAUACCGAGGACACACAAAUCACCAUCGAAUCGAUGAAGGAGUCGGAUGAUGAAAGUCAGUCGCAUGAUGAAAAAGAUUAUGAUAAGCCCGAGGGCGAUAUGAUUGAAGUGAUGGCUGCCGUCGACGAAUCCGACUCUCAGGAGGAGAUCAUGUAAGAAAAGUAACGAGUGGCGAGUGGCGAGUAGCGAUUAGCAAGUAUCAAAUAUAUAUAUGCUCGUAUAUAUAUAUAUAUAUGGGGAGGAAAUUGUUUUAUUUCUAUUAUUCUUAUUUUUUUUUGUCAGUGAAUCUAUAAGAAACGAUCGUCGUUUAUAUAUUAAUAUUAAUUCUACCAAUUAAAAAAAAGUAAUGCCCUGCACCCAUUAAAAAUGGCUCAACAAGGUUAUCAUAAAGUUGUACAAUUGUAUUUAAUAAGGCAAAAGAAAUCAUCUUCGACCCAUAGAAGGUCAAACAUCCGUCAAGUGAUGUAUUUACUAUUAUUGAUCAAUUUGAAGUAGAUCAUUUUUCCAUAUAAUGCAAUAAAUUUCUGGUCCGGCGUAAUUUUACAAAAGUGACUUUAUUCUUGACAAGCAUCAAACCGUUUUCGCGGUCCGUCUGUAUUAUCACAAGGAUCUUAGAUCUUAUCAAUUGUUUUUAUAUUCGUUUGAUUGAAAUAAAUAUAUAUAUAGUUGAAUUAACAACAACCAUGUACAAAUUAGUGAAAUGACAGACUUGGGUACAGGGUAUCUGCUAGUUGAGCUAUUUCGACUAGAUGACUCUUGUUUAAACUAGUUCUUAUGUAGUGUCACUAAACAGACAAUAGGCGUCAAAUCGCCAAAAAGGGCAUCAGGCAUCAUCUGAGUCUCUGGGCGCAAUUGCGUAUUGUCUGCUUAGUGGUAGUGUUCAUUUAGAAUGCAAAUUCUCGAGUGUUUCGCAAUAAAAUGUUGUACAAA